CCGGCCAGCGCUAGUCUCAUCUUCGGCGAAGAGAACAGCUUUCAGGCGCUAGCAAACUGAAAAUGGCACGGGGAAGCAGCAGCAGAAAACUGGCUGAGCACGGCCUCCUCUUGGUUUUCCUGAUGCUGCUGCAAGGUGGCGUCAAGCAGGCGGCGGCGCAGCCAAGAGAGUGGUACGUCGGCGACCAGAAGGGCUGGACCUUCGGCGUCAUGGGGUGGCCUAACUUCAAGCCUUUCAGGGAAGGCGACGUGCUCGUGUUCAACUACGACCCUGCGAUGCAGAACGUGAUAAGGGUGGACGACUUCGGGUACGGAACCUGCACUAGGCACCCUUUCUACUCGACGGUGUACAACUCCGGCCAUGACCGCAUCAGGCUCCCCCGCGGCCAGAUCAGCUUCAUCUCCGGCGUUUCGGAGAACUGCUACAAAGGGGGCGUCAAGAUCUCACUCACUGUCAGGCCGUAACAAAUCCAGCUCCUUCGAAUGUAUCUCGUGCAUUAAUUGAUCGACGCGGACCGCGUACGCUCGAUUUUUGUCACGAUCUUCCUUGAGAAUAAGUGAUGAUACAGAAUGUAAGGAUGGUUGUUGGGACAUGGAGCAUGUAAUCCCGACCUCCAGUCAUCCCGGAUAAACACUAAAUCCGAAAAAACAGUAACUAAUUUAAAAAAAUCAAAUUUUAGAAGAAACAUUGAUGUUUUUUAAUAUGCAUGCAAAUUUUGAUGAUGGAAUG
Hordeum vulgare subsp. vulgare (domesticated barley) is the source of this 729-nucleotide messenger RNA. RefSeq names its product basic blue protein-like. The record is from RefSeq and is a predicted model, not a curated record. Lineage: Eukaryota; Viridiplantae; Streptophyta; Magnoliopsida; Poales; Poaceae. The transcript has 2 exons. Gene Ontology annotation, molecular function: electron transfer activity. Gene Ontology annotation, cellular component: plasma membrane. The coding region runs from base 63 to 464 and encodes 133 amino acids.